AGCCUACGCCACGCCUAACUAUAACAAAUUGCCUCCUUUCCUAAAGCUUCACCUUCAAAUAAACACAGAAAAGAUGAAUCCUGCACAAUGUCCAGGAACUUGAGAUUUCAGAACAGCCAUUUCCUCGAGCAAUGGAGAAUAUGCUAAAGCAAGUCAGGGUGAGAUUUUCUGGACAGGAAAAACCAGAAGAGCCUCGAAGUGCCAGACAAAGAAGAAUUCCAUCCCUCAAGACUUCAUCCUUUAAAGACGAUACUCAAAACAAGAGACCUCAGAACUGGUUCCGGAGACAAUUUUCUGGACAAACGAACCAAGAUUAUGAUUCCAAUAGAACAGAGCAGGAAGUUGCUGUGGCAGCGGCGGCUUAUGCCAUAACAUCGUUGAACGCAUCGAGCAUCCCGGAACAGAAAAAGAUCAGCAAGGGACCUGAGACUUCAAUGACCCAGGCUGACAGAAAAAGGGAAGGAUUGGCAGGUUUAAUCUCAGAAUCUGGCAGGAUAUCUAAACAAUUUUCAGGUAAAGGUUCGAAAAGCCAAGAUAGGGAGGUGCCAGAAACAGCUACCAAAGAAAAAACAACUAGCGAGGUUGCCGCUGCUGCCCCAUGGGUUAAAAGGACCUUAACACCUACUGACAAGCCUGCUGCUCCAUCAAUGAAGAAAAUCCCAACCUCCAUUGAAAGUGCGGAGCCUAUGACUGACGUGCUUCCUAUAAAACCAAAAAUUACAGUACCAAAGCCUGAACUGCCUCCCACAAGCAAGCCUGCAAUCCCACCGACAAGACCUGCAAUAGAAGACGGGGCUGAUGCAGAUGCUUGGGAGAGAGCUGAAUUGUCUAAGAUCCAAAAGAGGUACGAGCAGAUGAAUGCCACAAUACUUUCCUGGGAGAACAAGAAGAAAGAAAAGGCCAAAAAAAGACUUCGAAAAACAGAGAGUGACCUGGAGCGAAUACGGUCAAGAGCCUUGAAACAAUUUCAUGAUGAUAUUGUUGAUAUUGAUCAGAUUGCAGGAGGAGCAAAAGCAAAGGCAGCAGAAAGGCAAAGAAAUGAAGAGUUCAAGGCAAAAGAAAAGGCAAAUACAAUCAGAAAAACAGGAAAGCUUCCUCGGACAUGUUUCUGCUUUUAAAUCCACCAGUUAUAAAAAGUUACCUGUUCCAGAAAAGAGCACCAAUCUUCUGCUGCUACAAAAUGUAUACGAACAAAUUCACAAGGAUAUGUGCAGACUAAUACUGCUGGUAUUAUAGUGAUCAAUAGAGCACUGUUCUUUCUUUUA
Molecule: messenger RNA, 1265 nt
Organism: Populus nigra (black poplar)
Lineage: Eukaryota; Viridiplantae; Streptophyta; Magnoliopsida; Malpighiales; Salicaceae
Product: remorin 1.4-like
Exons: 6
Coding region: 132-1118 (328 amino acids)
Source: RefSeq, a predicted model, not a curated record